AUGAAUUACUCCAAAACGGAGGAACAACCACACGCAAAGAGGAAACGAAUAAGCCAGGCUUGCGAUUUUUGUAGAUCCAAAAAAGCGAAAUGCGAUGGACUCACACCUUCUUGCACAAAUUGUGCAAUAAGCGAAGAAGAGUGUAAAUACACCCAAUCAUCAAAACGAAGAGGACUACCGACUGGUUACACCCACGAUCUAGAAAAGAGAAUCUUGAUUUUACAGGGUCUUCUUGGUAAACUCUUGGAAAUCGACGACAACACCAAAGAUAAUAUAGCAAAAUGUGUCACUGAUACUAAAGAGUUUGUUGGCGAGCUAUCACUAUUGAAUACAAAUUGGUCGAGAAGCCCGUCUUCAAAGCUUGUGAAAUUAGUAAUGGAGGAAAUGAGCCCAGUUUUUCAAGGUGUAAAAACUUCAAACUUGGUUAAAGCAACAUCAACAAAUGCGAAUAGUGCAACAGAAGGAGGCCGGAACAGCCUCAGUCAAGUCAGCAACAGUUUGCUGCCAUCAACUUCCUCUGAAUCUCGUCCCAAUAAUACUAACAAUAAUAAUAACAACGACAACAAUAACAACAACAACAACAACAACAACAACAGCAACAACAACAACAACAACAACAACAACAACAACAACAACAACAACAACAACAACAGCAAUCCUACCCAGUCAAAAAUCAAGAUUGAACCUAGCUCUAACAACAACCAACCAAAUCAAGUACCCUCGGUGGUUAUACCACCAUUACCAAAUCCUUUCCCAGUUAUGUCUCAACAGUAUCCUUUCAACAGUAUGGUAGGAACACCUUCAACCAUGUACCCCGAACCAAUCAACUUUGUCAAUGACCCAUCUUUUUUCCUCAGCUAUGAUAUUUUCCAGUUUCUUUCCGACGAGAUUGAAAGUGCAGGUAAUGCCAACAUCUUAGAACCUGUUGCAUUGCAAUACCAUGGCUUAUCGUCGAUUAUAUCAGGAUUUACAAACAAAGCCAUUCAGCAAAACUAUAACCAAAAAGGAAGUCGAAAAAAGAACCCAUUCAGGGUGGGAUCCAUCUUCAAUGUCUCGUCGUUUGCCAUUAAUGCAAGCUUGCUGGAUAAAAUCCAGCUACCACCUGAACUUUUCCAACUACCUGCCAAUGUUCAUCAAUUAGUGAGUAACUAUUUCCAGAUAUUUCACAUAAUGAUUCCAAUGCUAGAUAAACUCGUUGUUAAUAGGCAACUACAUCAACUACGAACUCUAUAUGGCGAUGAUCAACGACAAAAUGUUGAUUGUAAUUUGAUUGCAUUGUUAUGGGCAGUUAUUGCAUUGGGGGAAUAUAGCACCAACAUAACGGGCGACUUGCGUACUAGUAUGAAGUAUGCAAAGGUUGCAAUUAUGGCCUUGGAGAACUCGCUAACAUCGACUAUUGAGACCAUGCAGGCAAUGUUGCUACUAGGCCUUUAUUACUAUCAAGCGGGACAAUGGGAUUUUUCAUGGGUUUUGAUAAGCUCUAGUUCUCGAAUGGCAAUUGAUGUUCGAUUAAUGAGAACAGCAUCAGAUGAAGAGGAUAACAAGUUCAACCCCAAAUUCAAUAACAAUAACAACAACAUCAAUAGUCCUAGCUCCAACCUUAAAGACACCACCUCUUCUAGUAAUAUUGCAAGCUCGACAUGGAACAGUAUUAGUCGAGAGCGCACUUGGGCCACAGUGUAUGUCCUUAAUACAUUUCUUUCGGCGCGAAUGGGUAGAUCUCCAGUAGUAAGAGCUGGCGAUUGGCCCGUGCCGCAAAUACGCAAUGAAGGAUGGGAAGAAUGGGACCCAUGGUCAUGUUAUUAUGCACCAGAAACUAUUAAACUAGACCAUGGUUGUUUUCUCUCGAGCUUCAAUGAGUUUUUAAAGGUAAUGAUGAUAUUAAAUAUGGCUAUAACAUCAACAUUGGAUACGUCAAAGGGGAUGAUUGAAGACCAUGAAGGCGAAGUGAAGCCUGAUUUAAAAAUCGAUUAUGAUGAUAGGAGAAACUCAAACAAUAUGACUAUGCAGGACUUUCAAAACUCUAUAACUGAAUGGAGAAAUGGUCUUCCCGAAUUUGCCAAGUUGCAAAAGGACAAUAACUCACCAAAUAUUCUUGCAUUAUAUGGUGUUGAGCAAUUGGUAUGGUGUGUUUUGCUGGUUAGGUUAAGCUCCAUCAACGGUGGUAAUAACGAGAUGCAACAGAAAGUUAUCAAGGCCAGGAACUAUUACUACACUAAAGCAGUUGUCGAGUUGAAAAAACUAUUUACCACAGAGGUAUUAGAGUUGUUCCGCUGCUAUCCGUUUGUGGACUAUGUCUUUACCAUGAUGUUGAAUUUUCCUCGGAUGUUGGAUUUUACCACAGAACAAGAGAAGAUUGUGUUUUGCAAAGAUGUGAGACUUAUGAUGAAGAAAGCAGCUGAAACCUCAGCUCCAAUGAGUAUUUCAUGCGAGAUAUCAAGCAAGAUGAAUACGGAGCUGCAGCCGCAGCUGCCUAUUGAGGCCACACCAAGAGCACAGGAGAGCUCCAAUAUAGCAAAUUUGCUCAAUUCACCAGGUACGAAAGCUUCGGCACUUCAACCGCCACUAAUCAAUAGUUCUCAUAACUUAUCACCACAGCCAUCACCUCCAUCAAAGUUCCACAGGGAAAUAGAAGCGAAAGGUCAGGUGCAAUUGCGAGAUCGACAACUGAACAACGAAAUUGAUUAUAUUCAGCAGUCCAAAACAUUGCUUGAUGGUGUUAAUGCCCUAAGUCCUCCCACAAACAAUAGGUAUCGAGAGAAAUUUAAGCGCAAAGCCUCAAAUUCACCCACGGCGUCAAUACCCAGUAUAUCACAACCGCCUUCUAAUCAAAACUAUAAUAUUAGCCAUACAGGUCACUCCAACAAUCAUAACCCACAAUUUAUUCGAAAUCAAUCUUCUACAAUUUCUUCAACCUCCACAUCAAAUUUACCACUUAUGCCUUCUCAGAUACAUCAUGUGUCACAGAUUCCACAAAUAUCUCAAGUGCCUCAAAGCAGUAAUCCUUUGGUACGUGGCUCAUUUCCCUUCUAUAGAUCUAUGGGAAAUACAGAGCAACCACAAACACAGCCACAAGCUCAAGUGCAGGCACAGCCACAAGCUCAAACUCAAACACAGACACAAAAUCCACCCGUAUCGAUGAUGUCACCUUCUGGGGGAGGAGCGUAUUAUGCGCCACAUCAAAGCAUUGGUGCAUCGCCACUUCAACAUCCUCAUUCUCAUCCAUACCCACCACACUUUGGACAAGCUCUUUUUACACCUCAACUAGUUCAACAAGUAUAUCCUAUACAAUCACAGCAACCACCACCACCACCAACACAACAGCAGAUAGGUUUACCGCAUCUUCUGCAGCAACAGCAACAGCAACAUCAACAACAACAGCAUGGACAGGUCAAUGGAGAAAAUACACACCAAUCACAAACAUUUGUGCAACCUCAACCACAACCUGGUGUACAUCAUUCGCCACAAAGUAGACAAUAA
Molecule: messenger RNA, 3480 nt
Organism: Lodderomyces elongisporus
Lineage: Eukaryota; Fungi; Ascomycota; Pichiomycetes; Serinales; Debaryomycetaceae
Gene: ZCF10
Product: Zcf10p
Exons: 1
Coding region: 1-3480 (1159 amino acids)
Biological process (GO): positive regulation of transcription by RNA polymerase II; DNA-templated transcription
Molecular function (GO): zinc ion binding; DNA binding; DNA-binding transcription factor activity, RNA polymerase II-specific
Source: RefSeq, a predicted model, not a curated record